CAGGGGGGUGCUCUGUUUGAUUCUGCAGCCCUUUCCUCCCCACAGAUCCCCACCAAAUUCUCACAGUCCCCACCGGGGCAGCCAUUUCAAGAGGCAGAAGCAGGAAGCUGAAAUUUUUAAUUGGUCUGCUCGAAUACACAAAUAGUGCUCAGAGCUUUUAUUAAAUUGGGAAAACUUGCACCAAGUGUGACCUGGGAUGUUGACUCUAGGUGCGGACUGGUCAGGACUUGCAACAAGCUUGAAUGAGAUAGGCUGAGUGAUUUUGAUGCAAUGUCCGAUUGGCCAAAUGCUAAACAUGGCUUUGGUGAGGAAUUGACUUCAGGAAUCAUCAGGUGAUUUGAUAAAUUCCCCACCUGUCUUGUCCCUGGUGCAUGCAUGGUAAAUUGAAAAUGGUGCGCACCUUUGCUGCGAGAUCGCUGUGUAACGUUAGUACAGUGUGUAAAAUGUCUGUGAUCAUCCGUGAUUUACAAUGUCAUUUUAUAGCAAAUCAUUGAUCGCCACUUUAAAAACACAUGCAAAAUUAUUGUGCACAUUUAUGUGGAGGCUCCUGGGUGUUUGUUUUUUGCAUAAGACUUAAUAAUAUAACACUUGUGACAGCUACCAUGAGUACUCUGGUGAUGAGCCCUGCACCUGCCUAGAUAAAUAGAACACUUUAGUUAGGUUUGGGAAGGCAUUUCUUUGUUCUCUCUCUAAAACAUGCAUCACUGUCCAGCACCAGUCCAAACCACUCCAGUUGACAGUAGCGAUGCUGCAGUGUUUGGGGAAAUGACUCUUCAAUGUGGUGUCUUUUGAGAGGUCCGAGUGUCAUUUGCCGACGUCUCAGUCAGUUUCACCCAGGAGGAGUGGGAGAUCUUGGCAGAAUGGCAGAAGGAGCUGUACUGGGACGUGAUGAGAGAGAACUAUGAGAUACUGGUAUCACUGGGUGGUGAUAUGCCAAAACCUGCCCUCCUGCUGCUGAUGGAGGAAGGGGGAAAGCCCCAUGCAGAGGAGGCCUCUGCCCGGGAGGCCCUGGCCCCCAUGUCCAUGGUUGCUCAAUGCCUGAAUGCAAAUGGAAAGGUGAAACUGGAGGACAGUGAAGUUGAAAUCCAAAUCUCUGAGCAUCUCCCUUUGUCUGUGGAGGAAAGGCCUGUUUCCUGGGGCUCGGAGAACAACGCUUCACCUUUGGGUGGUCAGCUGCACAUGGCCCCCCAGACUGCUCUUGGCGAUGUCGCUGGUAAAGCUCCCGAUGUCCUCAUUAAGUGCAAGACAGAGCCCUUCGGGGAGGUGGAAAUUCCUCCUUCGCAGUGUGACGGCAGUUUGCGAUGGCAGCACCAGGCCGACAGCCCCGCCCCGCAGGAGGCUCGCUGCCGUGCGAAGGAAGAGAUUGAAGGAGAUGGUGGCUAUGGAAUGGGUUUCAGUGCUCAGCAGUACCAGAGCGCCCCCAGAGAAGAGGCAGAGGUGCCUCCAUGCACCAAAUAUGAUGAAAGCUACAGCCCAUGGCUGGGCGCCGCCGGCUGCCAGAGGACUCGUGUGGGAGCGGAUCCAUCCAACGGCAGCGAAGAGCAGAGUGUUGUCAUCUGCAAGACUGAGAUAAUGGAUGACCUCCAGGUUCACGUGGUGGAGGAGCCUUACCCGGGCGAGUCCCCGGCCGGCGAGCAGCAGCGAGAUCAGCAGAGAGAACGGCUCCUGUGGUGCUCCACGUGUGACAGAGACUUCCUGUGCCGCUCAGACCUGGUGAGGCACUGCCAAGUGCACAGCAGCGAGCAGCCGUACCGCUGCAACCGCUGUAGCAAGGGCUUCCGGCGGCGCUCGCACCUCAACGAGCACCUGCGCACGCACACGGGCGAGAAGCCCUUCCGGUGCAGCCUCUGCCCCCAGCGCUUCAGCCGGCGCUCCACCCUCAACAAGCACCAGGAGAUCCAUGCCAAGGAGCGGCCCCGGAGGCACGCCGAGCGCCCCAGGGAGCCAGCCUGGCAGAACGACCUGCCAAAGCCGCGCCGGGUCUGCAAGGUGGACAAGGCCUACCCGAGUGGGAGGGGGCAUGCGACCUUCAGCACGCUGGGGCCCGUGGCCCAGCACAAGAGGACACACGCCAAGGGGAAUCCCUUCUCUUGCGGCGUCUGCAGCAAGAGCUUCAGCACGCGCUGCUACGCCGCCAAGCACGAGCGUGCCCACCUGGAGGCGUGGCCCUACCCCUGCGCCGUGGGCCCCGAGAGCUUCACCGGGCAGCAGGCCCUGGCCAGGUGCCAGCGGGCGCCCAGCAGCGAGAAGCCCUUCCCCUGCGGCUUGUGCGGCCGGUGGUUCCGUCGGCGCUCCCACCUCAGCGACCACCUGCGCACGCACACCGGCGAGAAGCCCUUCCCUUGCCAUCUGUGCCCCAAGCGCUUCACCCGGCGCUCCACCCUCAACAAGCACCAGGAGACCCACACGCGGCCAGGCCUGCGCGCCGCCAGGGACAGGGACCCCCUCCACAAGCUGCCCCGCCACAGUCACCCAGCGGCCAAGCCCUACCCCUGCGGCAGGUGCCACAAGAGCUUUAGCACCCGGGCCUAUGCCCUGCGGCACGAGAGGUCUCACACCGAGGAGAGGCUGGAUCUGCCUGGCGCGGGCGACCAGAGCUUUGGCAGGCAGACUCGCACCGUCAAGCAGGAGACUGGCCCCCAGGGAGAGGAGCCGUGUUGGCCCCAGGGCCACAGGAACGGGGUCUGGUCACAACCACUUGCCUUCAAGGAGAGGCUGUUCCCAGGGGCGAGCGUCCUGGGGCGAGCGCCGGAGCAUCCGCCUGCUCCUGCCAAGGACAAAGCCUACCCCUGCCCCCUCUGCCCCCAGAGUUUCAGGAGCCUGCUGGCUUUGAAGAGGCACCAGCCAAGCCACACAGAGAAGCCCUUCUCCUGCAGCCUGUGCCACAAGCAGUUCCGCCGGCGCUCCUACCUCAGCGUCCACCGGCGGGUGCACCUGGAGAACGGCCCCUACCAGUGCGCCCUCUGCGAGAAACACUUCAUCUUCAAGUGCGACUUCGUCAAGCAUUACGGCUUCCACACGGGCGAGCGGCCCUACCCCUGCAGCCGCUGCGCCCGCAGCUUCCGCAAGCAAUCACACCUCACCGAGCACCUCCGCAUCCACACCGGCGAGAAGCCUUUCCCCUGCGAACUGUGUGACAAGCGCUUUGGCCGCCGCUCCACGCUGACCAAGCACCAGCAGAUCCACACCCGCUGUGCACCCCUCUGCUGCACCGACUGCUAGAAAACCUUCACUGUGGAGCUGGGUGUUUAUCAUGCACCAGAAAAUGCACGGUAGGGCGGCCGCACUCAGUGUGUGACUCCGUUUCCAGAAGCACGGAAUACCUGCAUGGGCCAGUCGCUGAUCUGUAGCCAGCUGCUGCACGGGACAGGGAGUCACUCCAAAGGCCAGCUUUGCUGACUGCCAAAGUGGAGAAGGGCUCUAGUCAAGUGCUGGGUGCCUCCCCCUUAAAAAAUGCGCUAGGGUUAUUCUCAUGACUGCAGUGGACAAAGAAUCGGCAUGGAAAGCUUUGCUUGGAUCAUACAGCAGGCUGGAGGAUAUGUAAAACAUAAGAGAAAUUAUUUAGAUGCAUGCGCUAGUUGUUAUGCCUCUGGGUGAGUCCCCAGCAGUGCGGAUUGAACCUGGGAUAUCUGGAUAUCAACAGGAGCCUCUCUCCUGCUUGGGCUAAAAGACUCAGCUGUUUAGGGCUAAGAACAUAAGAACGGCCAUGCUGGGUCAGACCAGUGGUCCAUAUAGCCCAGUAUCCUGUCUGC
Messenger RNA from Gopherus evgoodei (Goodes thornscrub tortoise), 3752 nucleotides. Its product is annotated as zinc finger protein 271-like. The coding region runs from base 889 to 3222 and encodes 777 amino acids. The transcript has 4 exons. NCBI's taxonomy places the organism in Eukaryota, Metazoa, Chordata, Testudines, Testudinidae. The record is from RefSeq and is a predicted model, not a curated record. Gene Ontology annotation, biological process: negative regulation of transcription by RNA polymerase II. Gene Ontology annotation, molecular function: DNA-binding transcription repressor activity, RNA polymerase II-specific; RNA polymerase II cis-regulatory region sequence-specific DNA binding.